Molecule: messenger RNA, 1717 nt
Organism: Zymoseptoria tritici IPO323
Lineage: Eukaryota; Fungi; Ascomycota; Dothideomycetes; Mycosphaerellales; Mycosphaerellaceae
Exons: 3
Coding region: 77-1717 (546 amino acids)
Biological process (GO): amino acid transmembrane transport
Cellular component (GO): membrane
Molecular function (GO): amino acid transmembrane transporter activity
Source: RefSeq, a predicted model, not a curated record
CGAAAGUGUUUCCCUCGUCACAACAAACAUCGCCGGAAAGUCUUGCAGCGUUUGUCGGUCGUCUCAAAACAACAACAUGGACGACUCUAUCAAAUCCGCACCACAGACGGAGAAGCCAUUCAAGGUUGGCGAAGCAGACUCAUCGAUCCACGACAGUGAUACCGAGAAGCAAGAUGUCAAGGUCGGACAGACGGUGCAGCUGCAGCGACGACUGCAAUCUCGUCACUUGCAGAUGAUUGCCAUUGGAGGAACGAUCGGAACUGGUCUCUUCAUCGGAUCUGGCGGCGCUCUGGCGAAAGCAGGCCCUGCGGGUGCCCUCAUCGCCUACAUAUUCGUCGGCACUCUGGUCUACUCCGUCAUGGUUGCUCUCGGUGAGAUGGCUACAUACAUUCCAAUCUCGGGCGCCUUCACUGUCUAUGCCGCACGCUUUGUCGACCCUAGCUUGGGCUUCGCUAUGGGUUGGAUGUACUGGUUCUCCUGGGCCAUCACCUUUGCCCUCGAACUCACUGCCAGUGGUCUGAUCAUCCAGUACUGGGCUCCGGAUCUCAACAUCGGCAUCUUCAUCGGCGUCUUCUUCGUGGUCAUCACCGCUCUGAACUAUCUCCCGGUCUCCUUUUACGGGGAAGUCGAGUUCUGGUUCGCACUCAUCAAGGUCGUCACAGUGCUGGGCUUCUUGAUCUUCGCCAUCUGCAUCGACGCUGGAGCAGGACAGAACGGAUACCUUGGUUUUGAGACAUGGCGCAACCCUGGUGCUUUCGCUCCAUACUUGGUUGAAGACAACGCGGCCCUCGCCAAAUUCGUCGGAUUCUGGGCAGUCCUUAUUCAGGCAGGGUUCUCCUACCAGGGAACUGAGCUUGUCGCCAUCGCCGCUGGUGAAACCGAGAACCCUCGCAAAACAGUCCCGGCUGCUAUCAAGAAGACGUUCUACAGGAUCUUAUUCUUCUUCGUGUUCACGGUCUUCUUCCUCGGACUGCUCAUUCCAUACGACAACGAACAACUUCUGAACGACAGCACUGAUGCAUCCGCGUCACCAUUGGUCAUCGCUGCCAAGCUGGCGGGUGUCAAGGUCUUGCCUGGGAUCAUCAACGCCGUUCUGCUUUGCGUUGUACUCUCCGCCGCCAACUCGAACGUCUAUUGCGGAUCUCGUAUCCUCGUGGGUCUCGCGGAGUCAGGCUCUGCGCCAAAGUGGUUCCUUCGCACGACUAAGAGUGGAGUACCAUGGAUCGGCGUGACCUUCACGGCCGCCUUCGGCCUUCUCGGCUUCUUGAACGAGAGCAACAAUGCCGCAACAGUCUUCGGCUGGUUGCUCAACAUCACCGCAAUCGCGGGUUUCAUCAGCUGGACUUGCAUCAACAUCGCACACAUCGCAUUCAUGAAAGCAUUGGCCGCCCGUGGCCAGUCUCGCGACACUCUCCCAUACAAGGCCUUCUGGCAGCCAUGGUUCAGCUGGUAUGGGGUGUUUUUCAAUGUGCUGAUCAUCCUCACCAAUGGUUUCACGGCCUUUAUCCCAUGGAACACAUCGGACUUCUUCGUGGCGUACAUCAGCGUGUUGUUAUUUAUCGUGCUCUAUACCGGGCACAAACUUGUGACUCGGUCGAAGUUCAUCAAGCCAAUCGAGGCGGACCUGGACAGUGGCCGCAAGGAGAUUGACGAAAUGCAUUUCGACUACGUGGAGCCAAAGGGUCCAUGGCAAAAGUUCUGGGCGUGGAUGGGAUGA